This is a messenger RNA of Malania oleifera, 980 nucleotides long. Its product is annotated as mitochondrial fission 1 protein A. Gene Ontology annotation, cellular component: mitochondrial outer membrane; peroxisomal membrane. Bases 147 to 647 code for a protein of 166 amino acids. Lineage: Eukaryota; Viridiplantae; Streptophyta; Magnoliopsida; Santalales; Ximeniaceae. The record is from RefSeq and is a predicted model, not a curated record. Gene Ontology annotation, molecular function: protein binding. The transcript has 5 exons. Gene Ontology annotation, biological process: mitochondrial fission; peroxisome fission; autophagy of mitochondrion.
GGCUAAGCAUCUAGACGACAGGUCAGUCCCCGACUCCCUUUCCUAUAGGUGUAGCUUCACGCUCCGAUGUUGACAUUUUGAAAACAGUUUUUUGUUUCUGAAAACAUGAGUUUCUCCAAUCUGUGUUCGUCACAGUAGAAGCCGCAAUGGAAGCUAAGGUUGGCAAGUUCUUUGAGUCCGUCGGCGCCUUCUUCAGCGGCGGCGAUCGGAUCCCCUGGUCUGAUGGGGACAUCAUUAGCGGUUGUGAAAGAGAAAUUGGGGAGGCUGAAGGUGUCUCAGAUGAGCAGAAGAGCGAGAGCAUCAUGAGAUUAUCAUGGGCACUUGUUCAUUCUAGACAACCAGAAGAUGUGCAGCGUGGAAUAAUGAUGCUUGAAGCUCAACUAGCCAAUACUAGCAGCCCAUUGCAAAAGAGAGAAAAGCUUUAUCUUCUAGCCGUUGGAUAUUACAGAAGUAGUGAAUAUUCAAGGAGCAGGCAGCUUGUGGAACAAUGCUUGGAGAUUGCACCUGAUUGGAGGCAGGCACUAACCCUUAAGAAGACAAUUGAAGAUCGAAUUGCUAAAGAUGGUGUUAUUGGAAUAGGUAUCGCUGCCACUGCUGUGGGACUCAUAGCUGGUGGGAUUGCAGCUGCACUGGCUCGUAAGAAAUGACGUUUGUGCUUUCCUCCAUAUGGGUUAAAAUGCAACACCAGCAUUUCCCACAGAAUUUCUCGCAUCAGUGUUUUUCAGCUUUUCUGUGAAUAUGCUCUUAAAUAAUUUAACGUAAAACGAAGUACCUUCAUGGAUUUUUCUCUAGAGAAUGUCAAUUUUGUUAUUUUUCUUGUGUAAUGGAUUUAUUAGUAUGAGAUUUCGAGUGUAUCAGAUGCGGUUGUGGGUGUUGGUGAUUGGCAAUCCAUGCUUCUGCUUUGUAAUACAGCGGGUUUCUGAGUAACCAAUUCCUGCAGUUUUGGUGCAGAAUACUAUAUGCAAUUUUGCAUUCUGAGA